GCACGCAAGUGUACAGUUUGGAUGGACAGGCGGCAGAUGCAGCCAUGAGGAUUCUUCAAAUUGUGAUACUGACCUUGAUCGUUGCCUAUCCCGAUCAAGUUCUGUGCGGCAGCAAGCGCACCAAGGACAAGAAAGCGUCUCAUAAGGGUCCUUGCGGGAAGCCCUAUCUGAGGCAGCUGAAUGGAAGAUGCUACUACUUCGCCGUCAAGAAGAUGAACUGGUUUGGCGCCCAAAACAAUUGCCUGCGUAAGGGUCUCAAUCUGGCGGAUCUGGGCAGUCCGGAGGACUACAAAGCGGUGCUCAGCUUCCUGAAUACGCGUGGCAACAUGGAGGACUACUGGUUCGGGGGCAACGACCUGCAGGCGGAGGGUCGAUUCACCUACAUCAGCAAUGGCCGUAUGGUCCGCUAUCUGGGGGACAAGGGCAUGGUGGAGCCGACGCAUCGCUCCAAUCUGGACGACUGUCUGGAGGUGAGGCUGCGCGUGAACAACACCGUGGUCACCGACGACAACUGCCUCGAGAAGCAGUACUUUAUCUGCGAGAAAUCCGCCCAGAAGUGCGCCCAGCCAACGAGAGAUGCGGACCCCAAUACACAGCACAGCCACGAGCACUUGCAUCACUUCCACCACGACCCAGCAAAAGGAGACAAGCAGGGAGGGAGCGUUCAGGAAGGUAUGGAAAGCGAUUCGCGGCCGAUUGAUAAUACGAAUUCAGCGGAGGUUGGGGAAACGAGCGCUGAGGCGGCGGCGGAGGAGGAGCUUGGAAAAGAGCCAGAAGAUACGAAUGUCCCGGCACCUGAGGUCCCAGAGGAGGAACAGAUCGACGAGGGUCCGACCGGCGAUGAAGCUGAAAAAGAAGCCCCUUCGUCUGAAGAUGCCGAACUUGCUGGCGGAAGUGAAUCUCCAGCGGGUGAUGAGAAGUCGUCGCCGGAGGGUGAAACCCCAAGUCCCGAGGGUGAAGUUGAGGGUAUUUCCAGCGUCCAGCCUGAAGGUUCUGAAGCCACAGCCCUCGGUGCAGUCGAGGGUGGUGCGAGCGCCCAGCCUGAAGGUGCCGAAACUACAGCCGCUGGCCCAGUCGAGGGUGGUGCGAGUGCCCAGCCUGAAGGUGCCGCAACCACAGGCGCAGGUCCAAUCGAGGGUGGUGCGAGUGCCCAGCCUGAAGGUGCCGCAACCACAGGCGCAGCUCCAAUCGAGGGUGGUGCGAGUGCCCAACCUGAAGGUUCUGAAACCCCAGCCCCCGGUGCAGUCGAGGGUGGUGCGAGUGCCCAGCCGGAAGGUGCCGAAACCACAGCCGCCGGUGCAGUCGAGGGCGAGGGUGGUGCGAGUGCCCAGCCGGAAGGUGGCGAAACCACACCCGCUGGUGCAGUCGAGGGUGGUGCGAGUGCCCAGCCUGAGGGUGCCGAAACCACAGCCGCCGCUGGUGAAGCUGAAGCAGGAGGUGGUGCCGAAACCACAGCUGCCGCUGGUGAAGCUGAGGCAGGAGGUGGUGCCGAAACCACAGCUGCCGCCGGUGAAGCUGAGGCAGGAGGUGGCGCCGAAACAACUGCAGCUGCCGGUGAAGCUGAAGCAGGAGGUGGCGCCGAAACAACUGCAGCCGCCGGUGAAGCUGAAGCAGGAGGUGGCGCCGAAACAACUGCAGCCGCCGGUGAAGCUGAAGCAGGAGGUGGUGCCGAAACCACUGCUGCCGCCGGUGAAGCUGAGGGUGGUGCGGGCGCCCAGCCUGAAGGCGCCGAAACCACUGCCGCCGUGGAAGGCGAUGUAGCGAAACCGGAAGGGGCAGAGGAAACGACUGUAGCAGCUGCAUAAAACCCCAAUCCCGAUCCCCAGACCACACCCCCGCCCAGCCACGGAACCACUGAAGCGAAUGUCUAGUAAUCUAAGUGAUCGAUGAAUAUACAUACAAAUAUGAUUGAGUUUUCAAAGGAAUAAAGUGAGGCAAGCGAGAGAGCGAGCGAGCGAGA
Messenger RNA from Drosophila obscura, 1960 nucleotides. Its product is annotated as chloride intracellular channel protein 6-like. Bases 45 to 1805 code for a protein of 586 amino acids. NCBI's taxonomy places the organism in Eukaryota, Metazoa, Arthropoda, Insecta, Diptera, Drosophilidae. The record is from RefSeq and is a predicted model, not a curated record. The transcript has 2 exons.